This is a messenger RNA of Girardinichthys multiradiatus, 3243 nucleotides long. RefSeq names its product ceramide synthase-like. Bases 947 to 1792 code for a protein of 281 amino acids. The record is from RefSeq and is a predicted model, not a curated record. Gene Ontology annotation, biological process: ceramide biosynthetic process; lipid homeostasis. Lineage: Eukaryota; Metazoa; Chordata; Actinopteri; Cyprinodontiformes; Goodeidae. Gene Ontology annotation, molecular function: sphingosine N-acyltransferase activity. The transcript is spliced from 7 exons. Gene Ontology annotation, cellular component: membrane; endoplasmic reticulum.
CUGUGUGUGUGUGUGUGUCUGUGUGUGUGUGUGUGUGUGUGUGUGUCUGUGUGUGUGUGUGUGUGUGUGUGUGUGUGUGUGUGUGUGUGUGCGAUCAGACAGGCUUGUGGUCCCUCUGCCUGUCAGUCUGUCUCCUGGGUAAAAUCUGGGUUAAUCUCAUUAUCCUCACGUUGACAGCAGUAGUAACCCUAAACAAGUAUUCACACCCCUUGAAAAGAUUUUGGCACCCUAACAAGACCAUUUGGAGAUGGUCUCCGAUCCCAAGCUGUUCUGUUGAGGACCGGUUCUGUUGAGGAUGAUCCUUGACUUUAUUUUCUAAUCCGUGGAGGUGAGCUGGUGCUGGAAGAACUCGUUCCCUUCCAACUUCUUCAUGUUUCAGAUGUUUCUUGAACAGAGGCAGACUCAGGUGGGACACAUCUGAAACUUUCACAUCUCCUGAAGGUCCCACUGAUGAAGACUGUCUGAGUGACCGGAGUCAUCAUGAACCUCAGUGAUUUCUGUUUCACUUCAACAGUGAAUUCUUUACAGCCUGUCUCUGAUGAAGCUCCAGAGUACCAAACACCAGUUGAGGGAUCCAUCUUGCGGGUCCUGGGUCAGGACUUUUGUUCUGGUUUUUAAAGCCAUAAGUCCCAGGUCUUCUGGAGAUGUUUUAUCUCCUUUUAGUUUGGUAGGUACAGGUACUGCACCCAGGUAGACCUUGAGGAGUUCUGGAGAACUGUUGAUCCAAACCUGUCUGACAGAACUCGGGCUGCUCCUUUGUAGAUCAGCUGUGGAUGCAGUUUGUAGAACCGGUCCUGAUCCUCUGGUGGAUAAUCUGAGCCUCCUCCCCCCUCACCACACCACCUCUCACAGGUGGUGCCUGGAAGCUCCACCCCUCUGAUCCUCCUCUCUGAGCUCCUGCAGACCAGUAUCUACACACACACAACACGCACACACCUGUCCACACAUGGUCCGAUCAGGAAUGCUGGGCCUGCUUGCUGCCGGCGCCGUCUUCUUCCCAGGACUGUUCCUGGUGGCGAAGGGAGCCCUGAAACACCUCAUGGGAUGGCCUGAAGGCGAUGCUGUGGUUCUGUCCACACGUCUGGUGUCUUCUCUGCAGGCCAUCUUGGCCUCCUCAGCUGGAUGGAUCAUCACCUCGUCCUGCAUGGACGUCAUGGAGGACAGACACUGGCUGACAGAGUCCUACAUCCUGUUUGCCACGCCGUACUUUGCCUACGACGUCUUCGCCAUGUUUCUGUGUUACUGGUACAAGCUGCAGGUCAAAGGUCACGAGGAGGCGGGGCCUGAUGGCAGGUCGUUGCGAGCAGCGGUGUCGGGUUUCCUUCACAGGGAGGUGCUGAUGGUGCUGCAUCACGUCUUCAUGGUGGCCUUCUGCUUCCCUGCUUCUCUGCUGUGGCGGCAGGGAAAAGGUGAUUACUUUCAGGGAAUUUUGUUUCUGGCUGAGCUCAGCACACCUUCCGUCUGUCUGGGAAAAGUCCUGAUCCAGUACCAGAAGCAGAACUCUGUGCUGCACAAAGUGAACGGCGUCUUCAUGCUGCUCAGCUUCUUCAGCUGCAGGGUGCUGCUCUUCCCUUACUUGUACUACGCCUACAGCAGGUAUGCUUCCAUCCCUCUGUACUGGGUGCCCCUGGUGGCCCCCUGGCAGUGUAACCUGGGGGCCGCCUUGCUGUGGCCCCUGCAGCUCUACUGGUUCGCUCUGAUCUGCAGAGGAGCUCUUCGUCAGUCUGGACGGCGCCUGAAAGCAACCGGGUCGACCGACAGCAGCACCAGGAAGCUGACGGGUGGACGCUGAAGGAGAAGGAGAAAGGCCAGGAGGAGAAGGAGGAGUAGGAAGGCCAGGGGAAAGAGGAUGAGGAGAUGAAAAUGCUCACCAGUCUGAGCGCUGAGGAGCAGAAAAUGCAUGAGAAUCAUCUGAGGGACACUUUCAUUCUCACUGAGAAUAAAACGGUGUCGGAUCAGCAGAUGAACUCCUAACAAGUCAGGUUUGAUGGUUCCUAAGGUGGACCAGCUGGAGACAACCACACAUGUCCAUAAAUAGCUGCUAAAGUUGCUCCUAACUGUGGAACGAUGGCAGCUUUGGUUCAGCUGGAGGACAUCACCAAUGGAAGAGGUCAGAGAUCCUCCUGACCUGCUGGGACAUGAUGAUGCAUGGCUCAUCAGCUGGAUCAGAUUGUCCAGGACAAUGUGCAGAUGUGUCUCACUGAUGCAACGAUGGCCUCCUCAGCUCAUAAUUCCUUUAUACUAUAAUAAUCAUUAUAAUCAUUAUUCUAAUUCUAAUAGUUGGGAACAAGCCUCCAUCAGGCUCCUGUGUGAUGGAGGCUUCUAGGUCAUUAUUGAUGGUUUCUUCACAUAGUGUGUGUGGUGACAUGUCUACACACAGUUUCUACAUCUGAACCUCUUGUGGGCUGCAGGUUUCAGAAUAUUUUCCUACCUCCAACCUUUAGUCUUUAGUACAUGAGACCCCAGGUUGGCAGGAGCUUCUCGUUAUCUUUUCUCUCCAGCUGCUCCCAGAUUGUUCAGCUGCAGAAGGUUUUAAAAAACCAUGUUCUUCCAUGUUUAAGCAGAACAUCUAAGCCUUCAGCUCAUAAAAGUUAUUAUUGAGAAGAUCCAGAUGUUCUAAUUCUUCUGGAGAAACCAACAACAUUUGUAAUCCAUGACUUGAUUUUUCAUGGGAGGAUUGUGUGCAUGUUUUUGACAGAACCUUCAUCUCCACAUUUUUAAUCAGAGGAGGAACGGCAGAAGAACCAGGAAUCGUCUUCUCCAGUAAUCUGGGUUUGAAGGACACUGGACCUUAUCUGAUUAUCAGUUUCUGCAGCGGUUCUAUAUCAGGUUGUCUACAGACCACCCAGAUAGGGAACUGCUAUAAUCACACCAAAUAUCCCAGAAUCCUUCUUUCAAUUUAAACUUCAACAACCAAUCAGAUCAUCUGGAUCUUUAAUGUUGUUAAAUCUGGUGAGUUUGUUGACCUCCUAAUACCAGAGGCCACGUCUUAGAUCUGGUUCUGACCCAUGGUUUAUCUGUUAACAUCUCUUCCAUCUCAGAUGUUGGCUUCUCAGAUCAUUACUAUUCAUUCUAAAGUCCAAGAAGUCCUGAAAUAUGUUCUGGUAACCCAAUCGGGCCCUUUUUUUCUUUCUGCUCUCGUUGGAGGAGGACGCUUUUUCUCUGUCUCCUGCACUCCUCCCAUAUCUGCCCUGCUUCAGCUCUGUGUCUUGUCUUUGGAGCCUCUUUUUGCAUAUCUUCCAA